Molecule: messenger RNA, 1169 nt
Organism: Cloeon dipterum
Lineage: Eukaryota; Metazoa; Arthropoda; Insecta; Ephemeroptera; Baetidae
Gene: ATPsynC
Product: ATP synthase, subunit C
Exons: 5
Coding region: 190-603 (137 amino acids)
Biological process (GO): proton transmembrane transport; proton motive force-driven ATP synthesis
Molecular function (GO): proton transmembrane transporter activity
Source: RefSeq, a predicted model, not a curated record
AUUGGCCUUACUUACAUCCAAUAAGAGAAGAACUACAAAAUUGAGCGACUGACGAAUGCCUACGUAGACGCUGAUUGGCUUUCGUCCGAGAGAAACAACCAUUCACCUCGUCCACUUCGUCGAAACUUGUUCUUCUGCUCUGUUCUUCGGCAGGUCUCAGCCCUCCAGAAGCCCCCUAACAAAAUAAAAAUGUACGCCGCCGCCAGAUUCAUCACCCCUGCUGCCCGCUCUGCGCUGGUUUCCACCUCCAAGACCUACCUGAGGCCGCUCAGCAGCGCCGUGAUCACCAGCUCACCCGCCCAGAACCAGCAGACCACCUCAACAUCCCUUGCCCUGCUCCCAGCUCGCAGUUUCCAGACCUCCGCCGUCUCGCGGGACAUUGACUCUGCCGCCAAGUUCAUCGGCGCUGGUGCCGCCACCGUCGGUGUAGCUGGCUCAGGAGCUGGUAUUGGAACAGUGUUCGGUUCCCUCAUCAUCGGCUAUGCCAGGAAUCCCUCCCUCAAGCAGCAGCUGUUCUCCUACGCCAUCUUGGGCUUCGCCCUGUCUGAGGCCAUGGGUCUUUUCUGUUUGAUGAUGGCCUUCCUGCUGCUCUUCGCCUUCUAAACAGGGCAUUUGGAAGAGAAGAGCCUGGCAAUAAGCAGGCCGGGGGCGUGGACCUCGCACCUCGGGUCUGCUUUCUAACGAGCUCUUAAUAUUAAUUAAUGUUAGUAAAAAACGAGAUGAAAAUGAACGGUUAACAGAAACAACACCUCAUUUUCGGUAAAAAGCAUAUUUGGGGGCUGGAGCAAGUGAGAUGAAGCGUAUGUACACUGUAAACAGUCAAUUCUAGUCUUCCUCGUUUAGGGGGGCUGAACGAGGUCGUAGUUUUCUUGAGCAGUGACAAACCGAGAUCCAGUGUGCUGCUCCGGAAAGUGAAACUGGGAUUGAAUCAUUUUGUCAGCAAUACAAGAUGCACCCUAACAUACAUAUUUAAAACUGUAGACGAAUAUUUGAAUAAAACAAUUCAAAAUCCCGGCAUCGUGUUAAGUACCAGCACUGACUGUCAUAUUUUUUUCGUUCAUUAAAUAUUUGAUUGUUAGCGAAAACAGUUCUUGUUUUAUUAAGCGUUUGGGAUUUCUGACACAAUGGCACUGUUAACAAAAUAAAGAUGGUCAACACUUCCUGUUAAA